Messenger RNA from Diorhabda carinulata, 3039 nucleotides. Its product is annotated as mitochondrial outer membrane protein SLC25A46-like. NCBI's taxonomy places the organism in Eukaryota, Metazoa, Arthropoda, Insecta, Coleoptera, Chrysomelidae. Gene Ontology annotation, cellular component: mitochondrial outer membrane. The transcript has 2 exons. Bases 507 to 1733 code for a protein of 408 amino acids. The record is from RefSeq and is a predicted model, not a curated record. Gene Ontology annotation, biological process: mitochondrial membrane fission; mitochondrial fission.
AAAAUUGUUGCCGCAGUACUACCAAUACAAACAAGCUUUUAGACGCGCUCGUUAAGAUAAAAGUUAUGCGCUCCCCGAUCUUGAAAAUAUGCGUUUAUCAAGUGGCGUAGUAUGCGACAGAGACUUUUAUAAAUAGCGAAUCACUUUUAUUUAUUAAAAGUGCAAUUUGCCAAAUAUUGAAUUACAAAUUUAUGGACUAUUAUCAAAAAAGUUCGACUGGUUUUAGAAUGCGACUAUAAACCAAUAAUAUAUUACAGCGGAUUUUCAAUUUUUAGAAAUUCUUUCGAAAUAAUUAAAUGUUUAUAUAAUUUUUCAAUUUAAAGUUAUGAACAUAAUCAUAGAAAUGAUCAAUUAACAGCUGUUUUGACAUAUUAAAACUGUCAAUUGCAAUUCGGUAAAUAUACAAAUGGCUUUUACAUAACCUACAAGUUGUAAAACAUAUUUUGAUUUCUCCAAAUAUAUGUACAAAUUUUUUAUGAGAGGUGUAAACAUUCAAAUCUAGUAAAAUGGAUAGAAGUAAUACUUUUACGUAUUCACACUACAAUAAAGAUGAUAAUUUCUACAAUAACCCAGAUUUAAUUAGAAGACUACCAAUUAACGACGAUUUUCUUCCCAAACAAGAGCCAUUUCCAGAUUAUAAUAACUACAUUCAUGCAGAGGAUAUUAAAGUUAAAAGAUAUAUCGGUUCCGGUGUUACUUUCAUUAGCCUUUUAGCUGAAAAUUUACUCAGUCAUCCCUUUGUCGUCCUUAGAAGACAAUGUCAAGUUCACCAAAAUGCACGUAAAUAUCAUUUACAACCAUUUACCCUUUUACCUGCAGUUUGGAGAUUGUAUCAGCAUCAAGGUAUUACUACUUUGUGGAAAGGUGUAGGUUCAGUGUUGUUAGUGAAAGGAAUUUCUCUUGGAGUAGAAGAUGUCGUUUCAAAGGUAACACCAUGGCCAAAAGAAAUAUCCUCAAAUAGUAGUCUUAAGCACUUUUUACAGCAUACUAUGUUAAAAUGUGUCAGUUUAGCUACAGUAACCCCAUUUUAUUCAGCUUCAUUCGUAGAAACUGUCCAAAGUGAAAUAGCUAGUGAAAAACCAGGCAUUUUAGAUGUUUUUAGAGAAGGUUUAAUGAGAUUGUUACACUGGGGCUCACCAACUAAUGGGAGAAUGUUACCCAUAUGGGCUCUCAUUAUACCUACAAUUACCCUAGGUCUAGCUAAAUAUAUGUUCUCUAUGAUGGUUAAAGGAAUAACAGUUAAGAUCUUAGUUGCAAGAUCUAAGGCUAAAUAUGAAGAAAGUGGGGCACUACCUAAAGACCCAUACAAUUCUGAAAUACAAGACAUACAACUAACGGCUUCUUUAGUUGCUACUAUUAGCACCGAUAUUCUUUUUUAUCCAUUCGAAACAGUUAUUCAUAGAAUCCAUCUACAAGGUACCCGUACUAUCAUUGACAAUUUAGAUACAGGGAGUUCAGUAUUACCAAUAUUAACAAACUAUUCAGGUGCAUUAGAUUGUUAUGAAAGUUGUUUGUUAAAUGAAGGAGUUUGUGGUUUGUACAAAGGAUUUGGAGCUCUUGUACUUCAAUAUAGUGCACAUAUCGCUCUCCUUAAAAUGUCCCAUUGGAUAUUAACACAUGUAGGAAAUCUGGUAUCACCAAAUCCAAAAAAGAAACCAGAUGUACCAGUUAAGGUAUCCCCGCCCGCUAUAUCUAAUUUGACUACUUCACGAAGAUCUUACUUGCUUCCUUGAAGGCAAAAUUUUUAUAGAAGCAGUUGGUAAUUUAAGCACUUUGAGAGAUUUUUUCUUGUGUAUGCAAUGGAGUGUCUCAAUAAGUAUUCCUAAGGUUUUGUUGUAUAGUACCUUAGAUUUAAAUACUCACAAGGUACACACCGGUAUUAGGAAUUUGAUUAACAUAUUUUCUAGUAAAAAAGAAUCAAAUCAAAUAACCGGUUUAUUGGUGAUUUCUUCUAAUCAAUCCACUGAACUAUAUCACAUGGGAAAUGAAUUUUUCAAAUUUAAUAUUGAAAAUAAUUGAUGUAAAUAUUUGAAAAACAUGUUAGGGGUUUUCUAGUGCCAGAUUAAGUGGAAAUUUUUACCCAGAAUACCUUAAUUUGUAUUCGAGCCCUACCGACACUUCCUAUAUACAUUGGUCUAACCAGUUCGAAUAGCAAAGCUUAUUUUUGAGUAAAAUUUUGAUAAGAGCCAUUUUGUUGACAAGAUUUGUUUUUAUUGCCAUAUGAUGGUACUUUUUAAUAUAUCAGAUACUCAAAUAAAAUUUACAUUUGACCGUUUCUGUACCCCAAAUAACAAAUUGGAGAAAGGUGGCACAAAUUCUGGGUUUCAAAGCGUUAUAUUUAAAUUUAAAAGGCGAUGUGUAUCUAGCGAGACUAAUCUAUGGUAGGACAAGUUUUGAAUAACAAACUACAUAGUAUGAGUCUUUAUAGAAAUAUGUAACAUUUAUUAUUUCUAAGGUUUACAAGCACUUUACUUGGAAGCUGUCUUUCAGAACUUAAGUAGAGCAUACUGCAAGUUCUUCGAUUUAGUUUUAAUUUUAUUUCACAAUUUUGUUGAUUCAUUUAUAAAAAUUUCUCUUAUAAACUAUUAAUAUACGUCGCAUGUGACAGUUUAUUUUUGUUUUCACAACUUUUUCGUGUUAUCUUAUUGUCAGAAUUGUUGAAAAUUUAGGGAAUUUUAUAAUUGAAAAUUAAAUGCGAAAAUUCGUAAUGUUAUUCAAUGUUUGCAUAUUUCCCACAAUUCAAUCCAUUGUUUUCUUUAAUAUAAUAUAUUUUUACACUAAGACCUAUAUUUAUUACUAAUUUAUUGCAUGUAGCAAUUUAAUUGACGUAUUUGUUGAAAAAAAAUUUAAAAUACAGUAUGCAAAUCUAAAAGGUUAGACCCAAGUUUUCAUUUGAAUAUCAAAAAAGUUCAAAAUUCAUUGUAAUUUUGUGAUUUCAUUCAACUUUCUAGUCGGACAUACUGUAUAUAAUGUUAGAUUAUAGGCUAUAGAUAUAUUGUUUAUAAUUGUAUUGUUACAAAAUAUAUAGUUAAUAAAAUA